AUGACCUUCGCAGCACUGGACCUGCGGGAAGGACCUGCUGAGUUCUGCCUGCUGCAAGAGGAGACUGAAGGGUCCAGGAGCAUCCUGCCUGUUGGCCCCGCGCCCGCGACUGCGCUCUGGGCCCGCGCGCCCCGCCCCCACCUGGCGGCCUGCGCGGAGGCGGCCCGGGGGCGCAGCCUCCCGACCCUCUGCGUGCGCCACUCGCCCCCGGCCCUCCAGGCAUCGGAGCCCCUGGGCUACCGGGGAGUCUGGGGCCUGCGCGCCAGGUGUGCUCCCGGCGGGAUGAAGCAGGCCCUGGUGGACGAUACUGAGGAUGUGUCCCUGGACUUUGGCAACGAAGAGGAGCUGGCCUUUAGGAAAGCCAAGAUCAGGCACCCCUUGGCCACCUUCUUCCACCUGUUUUUCCGAGUGAGUGCCAUCCUCACCUACGUGUGCUGCGACUGGUUCAGCAGGAGCUUUGUGGGCUGCUUUGUCACUGUGCUGGUCCUCCUGUCCUUGGACUUCUGGUCUGUGAAGAAUGUAACUGGGAGACUCAUGGUGGGCCUUCGAUGGUGGAACCAGAUAGAUGAAGACGGGAAAAGCCACUGGAUUUUUGAAGCCAGGAAGGUCUCUCCAAACAACAUCGCUGCCACGGAAGCAGAAGCGCGAAUCUUCUGGCUCGGCCUCAUCAUCUGCCCCAUGAUUUGGAUCGUGUUCUUCUUCAGCACCUUGUUCUCCCUGAAGCUGAAGUGGCUGGCUCUUGUGAUCGCUGGAAUUUCUCUCCAAGCUGCGAACCUGUACGGCUACAUCCUUUGUAAGAUGGGAGGUGAGAGUGACCUCAGCAAGGCUACAGCCAGUUUUUUGCCCCAGGCGGUAUUCCAGACGGCCUGCUCAGGUGACUUUCAGAAGCCUGGUCUUGAGGGGCUGGAGAUUCACCAGCGUUAGGCUUGUCUUCAGAGGCAGAAAUGGCUUAAAUGGGACUUUGUGACUGAAGAAGCUUCCAAUGG
Messenger RNA from Otolemur garnettii (small-eared galago), 986 nucleotides. It is a transcript of the gene TVP23A, whose product is annotated as trans-golgi network vesicle protein 23 homolog A. Bases 1 to 924 code for a protein of 307 amino acids. The transcript is spliced from 9 exons. Lineage: Eukaryota; Metazoa; Chordata; Mammalia; Primates; Galagidae. Gene Ontology annotation, cellular component: Golgi membrane. The record is from RefSeq and is a predicted model, not a curated record. Gene Ontology annotation, biological process: vesicle-mediated transport; protein secretion.